Messenger RNA from Microbotryum saponariae, 4001 nucleotides. NCBI's taxonomy places the organism in Eukaryota, Fungi, Basidiomycota, Microbotryomycetes, Microbotryales, Microbotryaceae. The record is from the annotation of a GenBank genome assembly.
AUGUGCACUACCCUCAGCUCACCUACUGUUGCGACCAGCCCUGCUCCUUCAUUGGAUGGUGGUAAGCCCUUCGCCUAUGGCGGCAAACCUUUCCUCGCUCCGCCCUUGGGUUGUCUGUCACGGAGCCGCCGAACCCACGCGUUGGACAACAUGACACCAGAUGAAGACAAGGUGGCCGGCAUAUGGUGCAAGCACAGUUGGUGUGUUGUGAAUGAGGAUUAGCAGGAAGGCGGCUAUUGGCUAUUUGAUUAGAAGUGCGCUUUUGUUUAGUGAAGCCUGGCGAUGCGCACCAACCGUUGUCUUCUCUGCACGGUUGGAUUACACGCUCAUCAGGUACGUACAUUUAGCAGUAUGGCUACUAUCAUCUGCAAUUAACUGACGGUUGGAUUACACGCUCGUCAGUCUCUUAUUUGGUAGCGUCUGUAUUGCCGCAAGGCACAGAUCCGCAAGCAGAAAAGAUGCAGCGCAUAUCCAAGAUGGUGACAACCACGGCGGACCACGUCAGUCUGAUGGGCGACUUGUACGGCAAAGUCGACGCCAGCAAUUGGGGUAUUGCCCGGGAACGACUCCAGAACGUACUGAAAGGCGAGGGCCGCCUCAAGCACAUCACCGGUGCACUCGACGUCGGCCCCGAGCCUCUGCAAUCCGAGUUCGCCCGCUUGGAGGGUGACACCCGCGUCGACGAUGUGGCCAUCUAUCGCAACCAACUUCGAUUGUACCGCCAGGAUGUCGAUGCCCUUGACCAGGCCCUUGCGCAGGCGCGCAACACGCUGAUUGUGUGCCUGGGGGAAUCCACCUUCGCCCGCGUCAAGGCCAAUGCCACGUACAACCUGUGGGCCGCGCUCGAUAAGGACCUCAGUCGCACUUCGGACGAUUUCAUGCGUUCGGCAAAGCUCGACGCCCUCUUCUUGUGCGAACCAUUUGUCGACGGCGAGGCGCUUGACCCCUGGCUUGCGAACUUCAACCGCUUGUUCGAGGACCUCGUCGCCACCCACGUCUCCCGCGACAAGGCCUACCAGCGCGCCAAGAUCGACGGCACGACGUUCACCCAAGCCGAUUUCGACAAGUGGGAACCCCCGCCCGCGCUGUCCAAGGGCGUCCGCAUGGACCUCUUGAAGGCUAGGAUGCCGAGGAACCUCGUGACCGUCAUCGACUCCAUCGGCACGCUCCCUUCUCUCGAGCAAGUUGAGGGCGCGAUACGUCGGGCUGCACUCUCCUCGAGCCAGCAGUCCGAGCCCAUCACCGAAGUGUUGGCGGCACGUACGCAGAUCCGAGGUCAGCCACCCUCGGGUCGUCCUUCGGGCAACUCGGCACCUCCCUUCCUCCAGGCCUCGAAGGUGCCCGGUCUCAAGGAAUGGUGGCCUCACGGGAUCUCACACGCCGGUCGCCUGAAAUUGGGCCGGAUGCAGUGCAGGAUGUGCUACGAGCAGGGCCACCUCGGCGACGAAUGCCCUGUGCCUUUGACUGAGAUCUCUCGCCGCCACAUCGCUGUUCUCGCCAGACACAACAUCACCAUUGGCGCGGCCGACCGCGAACCGGAGCCACCUCUCGGGGACGAAUCGUACGAGGGCUACUUCGUCGUCAGCGUCGCCAUUGGGGACGACAACACGGCGUUGUACCUGAGCGACAACCCGCGCUAUCUGCUCGAUUCGGGUGCGACUCGCCGGGAUCUUCUCGUCGACUUCAAGCCCUUCACCACGGAGCGCGUCCGCGUCGUCGGCGCCUUCAACUCGAGCGCCAUGGCGACUGGUACGGGCAAUCUCCGGUUCGGCAUUGGCGAUGCGCCCCUCGAGCUUCGCGAUGUCCUCCUCGUCCCCGGUCUGUCCACUGAGCUCGUCUCCCUCGCCGGCCUGAUGAAGGAUGGGUACAAGCUAUCCGACGAGUGUGACGCGGCUGGGAGGAAUACUGGGAUCACCAUCUUGAGCGCGGCGUCACACCUUACUUUCGUCCUCGACCGCAAUCACUACGUGCUCCAGGCAAGUUCUCCCUCACCUCCUCGGGCGGAUCACCUGGCGCUGACUGCCACCACCUUGCCUACAGAUGUAGUGCUUUGGCAUCAGCAUUUGGGUCAUCCUUCUUGGGGUCGUUUGGUAGAGCUUGCUAGAUCGGGUCGUCUCCCACUCAACCUCGCCGCUGUAAUUCAGGACCAGAUUCCUCUCCUUGAUCAGUGUGAUGCUUGCUGCACCGGCAAAGCCAUUUCCUCACUGAACCGCGAACCCGCAAGCCAUCCCGCGGACACACCUUUCUCCUGCGUCUUUGCCGAUGUAUGGGGUCCUUCCCCGGUUCCCGCUCUUUUGGGCGCUCGUUACCUCUGCGGCAUCACGGAUGAGUUCUCGCAUUUCCGCUGGGCCCGCAGCAUCCGACUCAAGAGCGACUCGGCUGCCGUCCUUCAGGCUUUCGUUGCGAUGUCGAAGACCCAAUACGGGGGCCAGGGUGUCACGACCCUUCGCACGGACAGAGGGGGUGAGUUUGUGAACCACACGCUCCGGGAUUGGCUCGCCACGCGGGGCAUCUUCCACGAGCACGGUCAGAUGGGCGUUCAGGAGCGCAGCUGGCGAACGAUCUUCAACUCUGUUCGCGCCUGGCUCCAUUGCUCUGGACUGCCUCCCACGCUUUGGGAUGAAGCAGUGCACCCCUGACUCCGUUCUCCACGAGCCCUCGGACCCGGUCACGGACACUCGCCGCCCCCGCCUCGACCAUGUCAAAACCUGGGGCUGUGCCGCUCAUGUACCGCUUGCCCCCGAGCAACUCCCAACAAGUUAGCUCCGCGAUCCCGCCUCUGCUACUUUGUCGGUUACUCUUCGCACUCCAAGGCCUGGCGGUUGUUCGAUCCGGUUCGUAACAAGGUCUUUGAGCCGUCUCAGGCCAAGUUCUUUGAGGACUGGUUCUUUCCCGCUGCGGUGAGCCCUGCCAUUCCUGUCGCGGCCGGUUUGUCGUACCCGCCCGCGCCGCUCGGCAUCGCUACCGCCGCCGCGCCCCCUGUCGCAGAAUUGCCUGCCGCGGCUCCCGCUGCCGCCGCACCGCCACCCGUUCCGCCCGCCCUUGCGUUUUCAAAUCCUGGUCCGGCGAACACACCGCUUGUUGGUGACCGCUCCACCCGAGCCCGUCGCCCACCUGACUAUCUCGGAUUUGCCCACACGGCACAGCAUUGGGAGUUCGCCGAGCACGCCGCCGUCCAGGUCGACGACUUCGACAAAGGCGACCCUGCCAUCCAGAUGUACUCGUAUGGGGAAGUCUCUGCGUUCCUCGCCCAGAUCAACAGCGACGACGCUCCCUCGGUCCGGGCUGCCCUCGCUCGCCCUUUUCGUGACUACUGGCUUGGGGCCAUGUCAACGGAGGAGGGAGCUCUCGCGGCCAAGAACACAUUCUCCAAGCCGCUUCGAACCCCGCCCGGAGCGAUCAUUAUUGGCAGCAUGUGGGUCCUUCUCGUCAAGCGCAAUGCCGAGGGUCAGAUCGUCAAGUACAAGGCUCGACUUGUUGUGCGUGGGGACAUGCAAAAACGCCGGGGGGAGCAAAUCGAUUUGUUCUCGCCCACGGGUCGCGCCGCAUCUCAUCGCCUGUUACCCGCUCUCGCGGUCGAGAACGAGUGGGAGACCCGCCAGUUUGACGUCUCGUCUGCAUACCUCAACGGCAACCUUGGCGGGACCGAGAUCUACAUGCGUCUGCCCGGAGGCGAUGUUGUGCGCCUGCAGCGCGCUCUCUACGGUCUCGUCCAGGCGGGCCGCAAGUGGUACAAGGUCUUCACUGAGUGGAUCCUGUCUAUCGGCUUCACCCGCUAUGAGACGAUCACCACUACUGUCAGGAGAGGUUGAGAGUCGAACAGAAGUGAUGAGAAGGAAGCUAAGAAACAGAAAGGGGGGCCACGCUGGGAUAGGCCCAGGCGCGUGACAAUGUACAUCCCUAAGUCAGCCGCGGGUGAAAUUGCCGGCGCGCCUAAGUCCCCACCGCAAGGGGGCGGGCUAGCGGGCGCGCGCAUGAAUCCGCCGACGCUGGCGCGCUGA